Mauremys reevesii (Reeves's turtle) is the source of this 5785-nucleotide messenger RNA. RefSeq names its product dipeptidyl peptidase 8 (gene DPP8). The record is from RefSeq and is a predicted model, not a curated record. Lineage: Eukaryota; Metazoa; Chordata; Testudines; Geoemydidae. Bases 367 to 3015 code for a protein of 882 amino acids. Gene Ontology annotation, molecular function: dipeptidyl-peptidase activity; serine-type peptidase activity. Gene Ontology annotation, biological process: proteolysis. The transcript is spliced from 21 exons.
CUCCAUCAGCUAAUAGGAAAUGGUUUGUUACCACUGAUUGCAAGGUGGUGCUCACCCACCUGCAGAUCACUGCAGCAUUUGAGGAGGAUUCUGUUGCUCUUGCUGAGUCAUCUAAAAAGAUGGUGGCAUUUGUUCCUCCUGUCUGAGGGUGCUGGUGAUGCCCUGCUCUCUCCCCUCCAAGUCAGCCAGUACUGCUGAUCACCUUACUCCAUGUCUAGCUCAAAUGAGGGCCGACUGGCUGAGCUCAGUCUGAUAUGACAGAUGCUAGAAGACUGGAGAAGGCAACUAGAAGUGCCUGUGUAAAGUGCUGGACUGACACUCCUGGAUGCUGGAGCCCUCUCUGUCCCUAGAACAGAAACAUGCAACAUGGCAGCAGCCAUGGAAACUGAACAGCUGGGUCUCGAAAUCUUUGGAACGGCUGAGAGCGAGGAGCAUGCUGAGGCCGAGGAGCAGCCAAAGCUGGAACCCUUCUAUGUAGAGAGAUAUUCCUGGAGUCAGCUUAAAAAACUGCUUACAGACACUAGGAAAUACCAUGGCUACAUGGUGGCCAAGGCUCCUCAUGAUUUCAUGUUUGUGAAGAAAAAUGACCCUGAAGGACCCCAUUCAGAUAGGAUCUACUAUCUGGCCAUGUCUGGCGAGAACAGGGAGAACACGCUGUUCUAUUCAGAAAUUCCCAAAACCAUAAACAAAGCUGAAGUCCUAAUGCUUUCCUGGAAACCCCUUUUGGAUCUCUUUCAGGCUUCUCUAGACUACGGGAUGUAUUCUCGCGAAGAAGAAUUACUGCGAGAGAGAAAGCGCAUUGGGACAGUCGGGAUUGCCUCUUAUGAUUAUCACAGAGAAAGCGGCACCUUUCUGUUUCAGGCUGGCAGUGGAAUUUACCACGUAAAAGAUGGUGGCCCUCAUGGAUUUACUCAACAGCCCCUAAGGCCCAAUUUAGUGGAGACCAGUUGUCCAAACAUACGGAUGGAUCCAAAACUGUGCCCAGCUGAUCCAAACUGGAUUGCAUUUAUCCAUAGCAAUGACAUCUGGAUAUCUAAUAUACUAACCAGAGAAGAAAGGAGGCUAACCUUUGUCCAUAACGAAUUGGCCAACCUAGAAGAGGAUCCCAGAUCUGCUGGGGUAGCUACUUUUGUGCUUCAGGAAGAAUUUGAUAGAUACACUGGCUACUGGUGGUGUCCGAAUGCUGAGCCAACUGUCACCGGAGGCAAAAUUCUUAGGAUUCUUUAUGAAGAAAAUGAUGAGUCAGAGGUGGAAAUUAUUCACGUCACGUCCCCCAUGCUGGAGACCAGGAGGACAGAUUCCUUUAGAUAUCCCAAAACAGGUACAGCAAAUCCAAAGGUCACUUUCAAGAUGUCUGAAAUAACAGUUGAUGCUGAAGGAAGAAUUGCAGCUGUCGUGGAUAAAGAACUCGUGCAGCCAUUUGAGAUCCUGUUUGAAGGAGUCGAGUAUAUUGCCAGAGCUGGGUGGACUCCAGAAGGAAAAUAUGCCUGGUCCAUCUUGCUGGAUCGCUCCCAAACACGGCUACAGAUAGUGUUAGUCUCUCCUGCAUUAUUUAUCGCAGUAGAAGAUGAUGCUAUGGAAAGACAGAAACUAAUAGACGCUGUGCCUGACUCUGUCACGCCACUUAUUAUUUAUGAAGAAACAACAGACAUCUGGAUAAAUAUCCAUGAUAUCUUCCACGUUUUCCCUCAAACCCGCCAAGACGAGAUAGAGUUUAUUUUCGCCUCUGAAUGUCAAACGGGGUUCCGGCACUUGUACAAAAUCACCUCGGUUUUGAAGGAGAGCAGAUACAAGCGAUCAUGUGGAGGUCUCCCUGCUCCAAGUGACUUCAAGUGUCCCAUCAAAGAGGAAUUAGCAGUUACCAGUGGAGAAUGGGAAGUGCUUGGUAGACAUGGUUCCAAUAUCCGCGUGGAUGAAGCAAAGAAACUGGUGUAUUUUGAAGGCACAAAGGAUUCCCCUUUAGAGCAUCACCUGUACGUCGUUAGCUACGAGAAUCCCGGAGAGGUGAAGCGGCUGACGGACCGUAGUUACUCUCACGCCUGCUCCGUUAGUCAGGACUGUGACAUGUUCAUCAGUAAAUUCAGUAACCAGAAGAACCCGCACUGUGUGUCACUGUACAGGCUGACUGGUUCUGAAGAUGAUGUUGCUCACAGAACGAAGGAAUUCUGGGCCACCAUUCUAGAUUCGGCAGGUCCUCUUCCGGACUACAUUCCCCCAGAAAUCUUCUCCUUUGAGAGUUCCUCAGGCUUUACACUGUAUGGCAUGAUGUACAAACCUCACCACCUACAACCUGGGAAGAAAUACCCCACUGUCCUCUUCAUAUACGGAGGGCCUCAGGUGCAGCUGGUGAACAAUCGGUUUAAAGGAGUCAAGUAUUUUCGCUUGAACACACUGGCCUCGCUGGGUUACGUAGUUGUUGUAAUUGACAACAGGGGGUCCUGCCACCGAGGGCUUAAGUUUGAAGGUGCCUUUAAAUACAAAAUGGGUCAAAUAGAAAUUGACGACCAAGUGGAAGGGCUGCAGUAUUUAGCAUCCCAGUAUGACUUCAUUGAUUUAGACCGAGUUGGCAUUCAUGGCUGGUCCUAUGGAGGAUACCUGUCGCUGAUGGCGUUAAUGCAGAGGUCAGACCUCUUCAGGGUUGCCAUUGCUGGAGCGCCAGUCACACUGUGGAUAUUCUAUGACACGGGCUACACAGAGCGUUACAUGGGACAUCCUGAUCACAACGAGCAGGGAUAUUAUCUAGGAUCAGUGGCCAUGCAAGCGGAGAAGUUUCCUUCAGAACCACACCGUCUGUUGCUGCUGCAUGGCUUCUUGGACGAGAAUGUUCACUUUGCACACACAAGUAUAUUGCUGAGUUUUUUAGUGAGGGCUGGAAAACCAUAUGAUUUACAGAUUUACCCUCAGGAAAGACACAGCAUAAGGGUCCCCGAGUCUGGAGAGCAUUAUGAACUCCAUCUGCUGCAUUAUCUGCAAGAGAAUCUUGGCUCUCACAUUGCUGCCCUGAAGGCAAUGUAAUUGUGACCUCUGUGGAACUCUGAUACACUGGCUGCUUAACCAAAUGAGGAAAUUGAUCUUUAGAGAAAAUAGAACAGAAUGUUGCAUUUUGGUGCCUGCCACAUCUGCACACACACGCGCACACACUUUUUUUUUAAAGUAAACUAGGUGCCAUACAAGGAAACUACAGUACAAUGGCCUAAUAAUUUUUAAAAUGGAAAUAAAAUCAAAUGUCUGUGGCAUGCAGCAGUACCAUGCAAAUUCUUUUGGAAGAAGCUGAAAAUUCAGUAACACAUUUCCAGCACACCGUAUCUUCACCAUCUGAAAACACUGAGCUGUGCGAGUCUAAUUGGUGUAUUUUUUUACAGUGUGUUUCUCAGUUUCUUACAAGGUGGUAAUGGAUGAUUCGCUCACUCAUGGCAAAAAUCUGUCUGGUUACAACUUGGAUAGCAUUUAAAAAUGUAAUGUGUAAUAGUUUAUGCCUCAUGCAAGGGAUUAGGAUGUUCAUUAGGAAUUAGCUGCACAUUAGACACAUUAUAUAACCAGACAUUGGGGAUAAUUUAUUUUUAAAAAGAAACACUUUUUUUAGCUGCCUCCUGAAGAAGAUUAUAAUUUGGUUUUAACUAAGAUCAGGCCAGUUUUUUCAGUGAGCUCAUCUCUGCGUAGUACAGAUCUUGCUGCUUUUUUUCUUUUGUAGUGUGAUAAACAGCUUGUACCUGAUUUCACACAGGGAGGUGAAAAAUGUAUUUUACAAUAACAUGGGCAGAAAAGUUAGCCUUGUAUGCUGAGACACAAACUAGUUUUAAGCCAAACAGCUGAAACUCGGUAUAUUUCUCAUAUUUUAAAAAUACAGCCUAUUCCCAGGGACUUUGUCCCAAUGUGUAUUUUGGAGCUAUUUUCAAAAUACUUUCCUAUCUCAGCAGGUGGGUAUAUAAAUAUUCCCCCACUAAGAUUUUAAAAUUCCAACACCUAAGUGCAAGUGUCCACUGGGGAGUUGGUAAGAUGGGGGCCUAUCAACACUACGUUGAAGCAGUGCAAAUGGUGUUUUAUUAAAUUUUUUGUUGUCAUUAUUCUAGCAUUAUUCUCAGAUCAGUGUUGAGAAAGUUUGUCCUUGUCACCCUGCUCCCAUGUAUAUAUACACACAUACACAGACUCCAUCACCCUUGAGCCAUCUCUAGCACUGCGGUGUAGCAUAGUCAUAUGCUGUCCUCCGAGAGAAACCCUUGUCUGUGUUGCUUAAGGUAAUGCUGCUAGAACCUAGCACCCUGCAAUGUAAAAUCACAUUAAAGCACGAUUUUCUUUGCUAGUGUGGUUUUAACUGUGAUAUGGACUUGGCUGAAAAAUGUGAAGUGUUUGAAAAUACUUUUAACUUUCAAAAUGUUGCUUAAAAUAGAACUCCAUAGUCAAAUUAUUACUUUUAAACCAGAAAACUGUGCCUGGGGUUUCUGCGUUAGCUUCCCAUCAUUUUUAGGUACUUUCUUUUAAAAAACCAAGAACUUUUUCCCUUCUAUUUUGAUGCUACAGAGAGAGAAGCAGAGCAAGAUUCUCUUUUCAUCUUUUGAAAUCUGGAUGCCCUGUGGCUUGUGUUCCUACUUGAAAUACCCCAAAUAUUGUAGCAAUGUGCUUUAAUAACUUGUGUAGGUGUAUGAAUGAUCAGCAGACCCUAGAACUCUAACAUUUAAAACAAUAGGCCCUGACUUUGGUGUUCGUGACACUGGUAUUAAUUGGGAAUAACUCCACUGGAAUCAGUGGAAUCACCUGGAUAUAGGAGCUGUAUAAGAGACAUCAGAAUCAGGAUCAUUGGCUUAUGCUAAAGGUAGUCAAAGCAAACACACUUCCUGUAAGCGUAUAUGGUGUUUUUUUGUUUGUUUUUUCCCCAGAUCACACACAAUUAUUCUGAAUUGGACUGAUGAUAUUUAAAGUCCUGUAAUUUACACCAAUAGCAUAUGGAAAAUAGGUUUAUAGGUUUUUAUUUUGGGGAACUGGGGGAAUGUAAGGGGCCCAGUGUCUACACAGUCUUCUCUGUACCAACAAUAGCUAAUUAUUGUAACUGAAGUGAAUUCGCUUCAGAAAAAGCUGGUGUUUUUAGCCAUCCUAUGGCAUGUGCUGUAGUUAGUAUUUACAGACAAGCUGGUACAUUGAUAAGCUUGAAGAAUAACAGUGUGCCAGUUAGUAUAAAAACUACAAAUUUGUUACUAUGGUAUCCCACCUGGUUCUUUACGUAUUUAUGCUGAGGUGUAUAUAUGCAUAUAUCUAUGGGCAUGUCUACGCAGCAAAAGAAAACCCAGGGUAGCAAGUCUUAACAGCCCAGGUGAACUGACUCAGGCUUGCACUGCAGGCUAACAGUAGCAGUGCGGACAUUCAGGCUUUGGACUCUGGGACUCGCACCGCAGGUUCUUUUGUUGCUGUGUAGACGUCCCCUGCGUCAGUCCAUAUAUACGUAUAUGUAUAAAAUAACACAUGGAUGGUAUCACAUUUUCCAAGGUUGUUUAUAUUUUGUUCAAUGUUAAAUUAACUGGCGUUUGGGGGUAUAUUUUUGUUCCUCCUCCAGAGAUUCUCUCUUGAAUAUAAAUGUGUAUGAUUCUGAAGUAAAAAUCAAUUAUUUUGUACAGAACGGCCUCUAUGGAACAGUGCUUACAGCAAAGGCGGAAUUAAAUGCGAUUCUGGUAAUCAGAUCUAGAUUUUGGUUUAGCACUGAACAUAACAUUGCUUACAUGUAACUUUUUAAUAAUGCAUUCUCUUUAUUUUAAUAUAUAUCAGAAAACUAUUAAAGUACCAAGUAUGUCCUCUG